Messenger RNA from Microdochium trichocladiopsis, 639 nucleotides. RefSeq names its product Eisosome component PIL1/LSP1. Gene Ontology annotation, biological process: negative regulation of protein kinase activity; endocytosis; eisosome assembly. Lineage: Eukaryota; Fungi; Ascomycota; Sordariomycetes; Xylariales; Microdochiaceae. Gene Ontology annotation, molecular function: lipid binding. The transcript has 2 exons. The annotation marks the transcript as partial. The record is from RefSeq and is a predicted model, not a curated record. Gene Ontology annotation, cellular component: plasma membrane; eisosome filament.
CCGGAGCUGUCGCGCAAGCUCUUCCGUCUCAUCAAGUCGACCAACAACCUCAUCUCCCACCACGAGGCCGCCGGCAAGGAGCGCGUGUCCAUCGCCACCCAGCUUUCGGAAUGGGGCGAGCAGACUGGUGACGACGGCGUCUCCGACAUUAGCGACAAGGUCGGCGUCAUCCUCAGCGAGAUUGGUGAGGUCGAGGAGGCCUAUGCCCACAACCUCGACGAGGCCCGCGGGGUCCUCAAGGCUAUUCGUAACACGGAGAAGAGCGUCCAGCCCUCGCGAGACAACAAGGACAAGAUUGCCGACGAGAUCCAAAAGCUGAAGUUCAAAGAGCCCUCGAGCACCCGUCUGGUUGUGCUGGAGAACGAGCUCGUCCGGGCCGAGGCUGAGAACCUCGUUGCCGAGGCACAGCUGUCGAACGUGACACGUGAGAAGCUCAAGGAGGCUUAUGAGACCGAGUUUGCGGCCGUCAUUGAACGAGCCGAGAAGCAAAUCAUGCUGGCCAAGCACGGUCGCCGCCUUCUCGCACUGCUUGACGAUUCUCCUGUCACGCCUGGUGAUGGUCGCCCCGCAUACAAUCAAGGCAGCCAGGCGAGGCAGAUUCUUGAUGACGCCGAAGAUGACCUCAAGGCUUGGCAGCCA